Messenger RNA from Vespa mandarinia (Asian giant hornet), 890 nucleotides. RefSeq names its product myosin regulatory light chain sqh-like. The record is from RefSeq and is a predicted model, not a curated record. NCBI's taxonomy places the organism in Eukaryota, Metazoa, Arthropoda, Insecta, Hymenoptera, Vespidae. Gene Ontology annotation, molecular function: calcium ion binding.
AAGUUUUUGUGUCAUCAAAAUAAUCGAAGUAUAAUUGUUUUAGUAUAGUCUAGUCCAGCAUAGAAAAAAAAGUAAAAAUGCCUUAUCCUGAAAAGGAAGAAAAUAAUAAAGAGAAUCAAGAAAAAAAAGUGAAAAAGAAAAAAUCAUCCAAGAUAGCUGAAGGACAAUUGAAGGAGAGUGUUAAAGAAUCAGUAGAAGAAAAGAAAAAGGAAACGGAAAAGAAAAAGGAAAUGGAUAAGAAAAAAGAAGAGGAAAGAGAAAAAGAAAAAUCUGAUGUAGAGACAAUAAAAACAAAAAAUUCACAAAAUAAUGUUUCCGUGGAGAAAUCGAUGAUUUUCAACGCUGUUUCUCUACCUAAAGAAAUAAAGAUUCGAAAUGAAGUAGGAAAAAGUGAUUUGAUCAAAUUAUCAGAGCUAAAAGAAGCAUUUCAAUUAUUUGACUUUAAUUGUGAUGGUAUCAUUGAUUUAGAAGACCUAAAGUUUACUUUCAUAACUAUGGGCAAACCCGAUGUAUCCGAAGAACAAUUACAGCGAAUGUUAUCAGAAAUACCGACUCCGAUUGAUUUUGAUGCGUUUAUUACACUUUUUGGACAAAAAGUUAGUGAAAUGGACUCUGAAGAAGUUAUCACUGCUGCAUUAUCAACUUGGGAUAUGAGAAACAUCGGAAUGAUUCCAGAAAACAAAAUACGUGAUGAUCUUCAAAAAUUUGGUGACAAAUUUACAAUUAAGGAAGUUGAUCGUGCCUUAGAGGAAGCACCAAUUUAUUUGCUAGAUGGUAAUGCAAUGAUAGAUUAUAUUAAAUUUAGUAACAAUAUCUGUGGUUUUCAAAAUCUGACCAAAGCUAGACAAUAUCAGAAAAAUUUAGAAAAUGUUUAAAAAAUAUAGUUCUGA